Eublepharis macularius is the source of this 5695-nucleotide messenger RNA. It is a transcript of the gene MISP, whose product is annotated as mitotic spindle positioning. The record is from RefSeq and is a predicted model, not a curated record. Lineage: Eukaryota; Metazoa; Chordata; Lepidosauria; Squamata; Eublepharidae. The transcript has 6 exons. The coding region runs from base 792 to 3083 and encodes 763 amino acids.
CAAAUGCUUUAACUUCUCUCUGUCAGCAAUGCGGAAUUAGGGAACCGCUGAGCCAACUGUCGGUCACUAGCCACAUGGACUCAGUCAGCCUCUUUGCAUUUGUGGUGCUGCUGAGCAUUGCAAAAAAAGAGAGAUCACUAAUCCCUGGCAGGCCACAAAUUCCUGGCUGGUGCGGUCAGCUCAGUGGGCUACAAGUUGUCCAGGGCCAUCCUACAUACUUGGGCAGAAGUGGAGAAUUCCUCUCCUGCCCACAGCACUUGUAAGAGCUCUCCAGAAUUUGGAACCAUGCCUGGGCAAUGUGGUAGUGGUGGUGGGGGGUGACAUAUUUGUCAAUGAUGCCAGCUGUGGGCAAACACCAGCCUACAUUCCAGGGCAGCAACGCUCCACUCCUGAUGGACUUUUGACCUUUCAGCUUGUGAUAAGCUUUGGGUCAUAAAGGGAACAGCCGAAGUUCAGUAAGCGAAAGCGAGAGCAAAGGGUGGCUAGAACCAGCACAGAGCCAAAAGAAUUCAACUCAGUGCAAAUACCAGUCAGAUCCAACAGGGUGGGCCUGGGGGAAGAAUUCCUGAGGUCACUCCACCUUCCCACUGUACUUGGAUUGCAAGGAGCCCGGCUCAAAAUGAGUACAAAUGAACCAACACACAUGUCCAUUAUGAGCAGAGCUGGCAGCUAUUUUCCCCCCUAGCCAUUUCCCGCUGUUCUGGGAUUCAAAGACACCAAAAGCAGCCCCCGAAGCUGACAAAAAUCUUUACUGAACCCAAGAAAAAAUACAGGAGGACGCUGCUCCAGAAAUGGACCCAGACUCCAGCAAUGUGCUCUGUGCCAAUCCACAGAAUGUAGACUCCAAAUAUGAAGAACAGAAUGGAGACCAAAUGGUCUCACAGGGAGAACAGAAGGUUGAGGUCACAGUUGAGGAGUAUCUUGACUUUGGCCACUGUGAUCAAAAGACUGGGAAUCGGCAAGAAAUGAUCAAUUUCUUAGAAGAUGGACUUAAAUCCAAGACAAAGGCCAUAAAUGGAAGGAGGGAACUCUGGAUGCCAUCUCCAGACAGAGAAUCCAAGUUGGAGGUGGUGAAGACGGGGCCUUUGUAUGACAUCCGGGCUUAUAAAGGGGAGAAGAAGCCCUCCAGACUUUAUGAUGAAGAUGAGGCAGAGUUUCAUUACACGCUGCCUCCCGAGAGCCUCUCACCUGAGAAAGCCAAAGAACUGGAAGAAGAAAGGCGAGAGAUCAUCAAAAGCCAAGCAAUGAAAAGGAGUACCAGGACAGCAGAUAAGUGGAGCUCCAGGGAUGAGCCAGGAGCAACCAGUACUGCCUCACCCGGUGGAGAAAAGGCUGAGACCCAAAGAAGUGAUUUCAUGGGGUUUGCUGUGUGUUUUGACAAACCUUCCCCAGACUGGAAGAAGACAACUAUCGACCCUGAAAGCAUAGAUACGGAACAGAUCAAUUUUUCUGCCGCCCGACAGCAGUUCCUCACACUGGAGAAGAGUAAUCCAAACUUGAUCUUGGGGCGAAAGAAGCCAGUUACAUCUUCAAGGCGGGCAGCAACCAAAAAUAUUUACGAGCGAGACCGUGAAUGCUGCCCUGAAAUUCUGAAAGGCGCUGAGGAUCCUGAUAGGCAGAGGGAGCUGGAAAACUCAAAGGAGCAGGCCGCUCUUGUUAUUCUCCAAAGAACAGGGCCUGCUCCCGAUGAAAGAGUUGCAGCUUUUCAAAACUUUUCUGGAGAACGUCUGGAUUGGGGGGGAAUGCCCCGGGAUGUAAGGACUGAGGCUUGUGAUGGAAGACUACCCCAGAAGAAAUUUGGAGACCCUCUGGAUUCGGUGGCCAUUGGCCAAGAUGCUGCCGAAGGAUUGGAGGCCAGGGAGGAGACACCAAUUGAACGGGAAAUCCGCUUGUCCAUGGAGAGGGAAGAAAACCUUUGGCGGGAGCGGGGAAUUCCAAGAGUGAACAGCAGGGACGAGCUGGUGGAGAUCCGGUCGAAGCCUCUCCUCUCGUCCCCCCUUUCUGACUUGGCAUCCGCCAGGAAAAGAAAGGAUAAAGCGCGCGUUUCCUUUUUCAUCCAGAGGGAAAUCGAACAGGAAACCAAACGUGAAGAGAACCUCCAAAAGGAAGGGAGGCUGCUCAGAGCAUACGACAAGGGGAGCCGGCAAGAGCUGGGAGAACGCAGGAAAGUCUUUGAGCAGGAGGGGACCCUGCCACCCUCUCUAGCAAAGCCAGAGCCUCCGAGAGAGGUGCAGGAAUCCACACCAGGGCAGCCUGCCAAUGACGAGGGAAGGCGCACUCGCCAGGACAUGGAUCAAAGCUCUGCGGCCACCCUGUCGCCUUCUGUGUGGGACGCAGGCCUGGAGAAUGAACCCUGCCCAAGCAGGCAGGGAGAUUCUCCUAGGUCAAAACUCCUAAGCACAGAGGAGAUCGCAGACCCAGAUGCGCAAGUGGUGCUGCGGAAGGAACAUUUUGCCAUUCCGAUGCGGAGGCCCAAGUUGACUUUUCCAGAUGAUCGGGGGGCCCCGCCUGCCAGGAGAACAGAAGGGAGGCCUGCCUGGGCAGCCCCACGGGAGGAACUGUUUACUCUGAAGACGGGGAAGCCCCGCAUCUCGCUUCUGAUCAACCAGGAGAUCCAGGAUGCUUUGCAAAGAGAAGAGGAAUUACAGGAGCAACGGCGGAAGGGGAGGCUGGCUGGGAGCAAAGGCACAGAGAAGGCCUUCUGCUCUCACCUGCGGUCUCCAAGCUCAGCUUCGGUUGUUGCUGGCAGUUCCUCUGUGUCUAGUUCACCCGUCUGUGCUCCCGAGUCACCCACAAAGUCGUCCACCUCACCUUCUCCACCCACAGGAAGAUUUCCCUCAGAAUCUGAUGGCAAAACUGACCACCGUCUGAUGCAAUCCCCAAAAGAAGAGGAGAAGAAGAGGAGGCAGCGGGAAGAAGGGAAGUAUGCUGGCAUUGAACCCACAGAUGAAAUUGACACUGAGGUUGUGAAUUCCACCAAAGUAGUUCGGCAUCGAGGCAUGAGAGCCCAGCUCUGGGAGGCUGGCCAAAUUCUCAAACGAGGCGAAGAGUCCAAUCCGGAGCUGCCCCUUUUUGACUUCUGAGACAGACCUCGACCUGCGUAGCGGCUGUGCAUAACUGCAAGGCGCCUGCCUGCCUGGUUCGGUGUUUUCGUUCUUCUCUGCCCUCACCCCCUCCUCCCUUUUGGGGAGGUUCGACCUAUUUUAGAAUAUAUUUUUCAGGCCCAAACUGCCAGCCAAAUCCAGGGACUGUACUUUGUGUUUGUUAACUUACAGAAAGCAAGAUGUCUGCAAAAUGCAGGUAUUCACAAGACACGAUGCCACAAACGCCUAGAAACUUGGUCGUAAGAACCUAAGAACAGCUGCGCUGGAUCAGACCAAGGCCCAUCGCAUGCACAUCCUGUUUCGCACUAGGCUACAAGCAGGGCACAAAGUCGCCCCCUGUUGUUCCCUGGCAAUGGGUAUUCAGAGGUAUAUUGCCUCUGAACACGGGGGUUCUAUUAAGCCACCGUGGCUAAGAACUGUUGAUGGACUUCUCUUGGAAUUUGUCUUAUUCUUUCGGACCUGGUAACAAACCCUCACUGAAGAAGGCUGGAAUUAGAUGCUCUGCCUCCAGCGUUUUCUCCUGUGGGUGGGGCUUCCUUGCCACUUCCUGUUCCUUCUCUUCAUCUCCCUCCUCCACUUUCCCAAAACAUUGUAAAAUUAUGCUUCCCAGGCAUAAAACAAGAACUCCACUGAUUGAGGGUUCUCAUACAAGCUAUUUCACAAAUGAACUUUUAUUUCAGCCUCUUAGAAGCAUAGUGGCUCUUAAGAGGUGAAGAAAAUAAUAACAUGAAGCACUUAGAGGUUCAGAGCAGUUCACAGAAAAUCCUCACAACAGCCCUGUAAGGUCGGCCAGUAUUAUCAACAUCACCUUGCAGACAGAGAGGCUAGAGGAGGGACUUGCCUGAGGCAUGUUUGUGGCUGAAAUAAAUGAAAUGAGAUUCAAACUGGCAGCCAUUCCGGAUUCAUUCUCUUCUCCUCCAAUCCACACCAGCUCUCUAAAGCUAGAAGGUUCCAGGUGCAAAUGUCACCUCUGCCACUAGGCAUCCUUGGGCAACACAAACAACAAAGCUUAGCAGGGAAUAAAUCCCUUGUGAAAUUUACUUCGUAGCAAAGUUCAUGCUUAAGAUUGUGCCCUCACUCUCUUGCAGCCUCAGCCCCUUGCCCUCCUCAUCUCUCCUAUGAGGAUAAUUCUGGCCCAACUUACAGGAUUGUUGUACAGGUUACAAGAACGCAUCGAACACUCCAAAGGGAUGCACAGAUGCCAAGUGUCUGGGUUUUUUUUCUGCUGGAAUGCGGUGGAAAGGAGCUCCGGCACCUCUUGAAAAUGGUCACGUGGCCGGUGGCCCUGCCCCCUGAUCUUCAGACAGAGGGGAGUUGAGAUCACGGUGUGGAGGGCAAUCUAAACCCUCCUCUGUCUGGAGAUCAGGGGGCGGGGCCACUGGCCAUGUGACCAUUUUCGCCGAGGGCAGUUUAAACUUUUUAAAACUCCCCCCUUGUUCCAGCUGAUCCAAUGUGACGUCAUCGUGCGGUCCUGGAAGCGUGCGUGCACUUUGAGCGUGCGCAUGUGUUACCAGGGGCACCACCUGCUGCCAGGAGUUGCCCCCUGUGCUAGCAACCCACUGAGUUCCACCACCUCUUUUCCCAGAAAAAAACGCCCUGCCAAGCGUUAUUAGUAAACACUUUUGUUCAAGGCUCUAUUACAUGCAUUUCAGUUUUAAUCAUAAAGAGAAGCACCUUUAGCUAGCAUCCUGCAUGCCUUGGGGAGGUUAUUUUGCAUAGCCCGAGGCUUGCUUGCAAUCAGGCAUUUUUGUUAUCUUUCCCAUAAGCAGUGGGACACAGCAUUCCCCAUGGUGUGAGAAAGCUCUGGUACCUUCUGGGCUCCUUGCAAAACGAACUCAGUUUAUUUGCAAAAACACAAGCUGAAAAGGAGUUGGCGUGGUAUAGUGGUCAGAGUGCUGGAGGAGGAUCUGUGAGACCCUGGUUCGAAUCCCCGCUCUGCCAGGGGAACUUGCUGGAUGAUUUCAGGCCAGUUGCAAACUCUCAGCCUAACCUACCUCACAGGGUUGUCGCAAGGCUAAAUGGAGAGGAGAAUGAUGUCAGUUGCUUUGGGACUCCUUUGGGGAGGAAGGCGGUGUCUAACAAUGCAGUCAGUUACUCCAGUCUAAGCCCAUGGAUUUCAAUGGGCUUAGACUGGGGUAACUCUUCUUAGGAUUGCACUGUAAAUGAAGUUAAAUCAAUAAACAAACAAAAAGCACUUAAUCAGGUGUGCUGCUAGGGUCCUCACUCAGCCAAGUUUCCCACCCCGUAAAAUCUCACAGGAGCUCCGCUUCCACUUGCUGAUCUCGCAUCUCUCUUGGGCAUCAUGUUGUACAAUGUGCAAAUUCACAUGUGCCAGUUCUGCACUUGUUUGGUGGUAGCAACCGAAUGCUGACUUGUCACAGAACCGUAAUCCCAGAUUGGCAGCUCACCUGUAGUCCCAGCUGACAUUUUCCAAGGAAGACACUUUUGCUCAUUCAUUGGACAACCAACCAAUGAGGACCUCAUAGGGAUGAACAGUCUAUCAUUUGCAAGAUCUGGGGAAAGAACAAUGUAAAAUACCUAAGGACUGCUUUGUUUUUCUUUCUGUAUGUAUGUAAAUAGAAAGAAAUGAA